AUUUAACCAGGCAUUCCCCCCCUUUCUCGCCCAUGGUCCGGUCCAGUUCAAAGCUCGAAGCGGGAGGAGGAAGCUAGCUGUGUUUUGUUGAUGUUUCUUGGGGAAGAAAACGCUUCGCAGGAUGGACAUGGCUACGUCUUUGAAGUCUCUGUUGCUGGCUGUCCAGCAGUACAGAGACGGCAGGACAGCGCAAAACGCAGCGCAGCUACAGAAACAAGUGGAGGAGGUCUCGGGCCUUAAAUGUGACCAGCUGCUGUCCUCAGGCCAGGUUCUGCCCCGGGAGUGUGUGGGUGGGCUGGUGGAGCUGGCUGGAAACCCAAACACCAGCCAGACCCUGACGAGCUCCAUCAUCUCCCUGCUGGCAAAACUGGCCUGUGAUGAUGACAGUCGGGAGAUUCUUAACAGCAGCUACAACCUCACCAGCACCCUGGCGUCUGUCAUCCAUUGCCACAGCGCCACAGCAGGAGAGCCCCUGGUACUGCAGUGUUUGCAGGUGCUGCAGAAACUGACCUACAACACUCGCGUCUUCCAGUCUACAAACUACAUCCAUGAGCUCAUUGCUUUUCUCAUGACCAAUAUCCAGUCUCAAAAUGAGGACAUCAUCAUGCCGUGCCUCGGCCUCAUGGCCAACUUGUGUCGAGACAACCACUCAGUGCAGAGCCACAUCAAGUCUCUGGACAACGUGAAGCGAUUCUACCGUACUCUGAUUAACUUCCUGGCUCACAACAGUCUGACUGUGGUGAUCUUCACGUUGUCCAUCCUGGCCAGCCUCACUCUGAAUGAGAAGGUUGGAGAGAAGCUCUUUGAUGCUAAGAACAUCCACCAGACUUUCCAGCUUGUGUUCAACAUCAUUGUGAACGGCAACGGCACUCAGACAAGAAAAUACUCCGUUGACCUUUUGGUUGACUUGUUGAAGAACCCCAAGAUAGCAGAUCACCUCACAAAGUAUCAGCACUUCUCAGCAUGCGUGUCUCAAGUUUUAGGCCUUCUGCAAUCAAAAGACCCCGACUCUGCAGGAAAGGUGUUGGAGCUUCUCCUGGCCAUGUGCAGCGUCUCAGGGCUGCGUUCGCUGCUGUGCGAGGUGGUUUUCAGACCAGCGGCACCCAAACUCCGAGCAGCAAGCCGCAGGCAGGGGCCCGGACUGGACGGCGGACGCAAAACCGAGUCCGGGCUCGCCCUGGUGCAGUGGCUGAGCUCGCCUGUGGAUGGCGCGGAGUCCUGCUCGCUCCAGGCCCUGCAGCUGCUGAAUGAGCUGCUGGAGGAGGCCUUGGGAGCAGAGAGUGUGUCUGAAUGUGUGCUGAGCUUCAUAGAAAUGUUGCUUCCCGUCCUGUUAGGGCUGCUGAGGGGCCUCAAUCCUUCACAGGGAGACGCUCACAUAAGAAAACACUGCCACCGCAUCACACACGUCACCAGCCUGCUGCUCAUCCUGUGUGCUGAGGACUCUACCAGAUGUUUGGUGUCUCGUCAGGUGAGCGCUCAGCUCUGCCUCUCGCAGGUUGAAUCCCUCCUCACCUGUUGUCAUAGCAACAGCCCCCUCAUCUGCCAUCCCCCUGGCUCUGACAACGAUCUCAGUCAGGUGUGUGCAGAAGCUCUGCUGACGACUCUGGAGUUGAUGAGCAAACUGAGACAACAGGUUAAGGACAUGGAGACCAGCUUCUACAGGAUGUUACAGGACCAGAGGAUAGUGACCCCCCUCUCACUGGCCCUGACGUCCCAACACAGAGAGCGUGUGCAGACGGGACUCUCUCUGUUGUUUGAAGCCACACCUCUCCCCGACUUCCCCUCUCUGGUUCUGGGAGAAAGUAUGGCUGCCAACAACGCCUAUCGCCAGAGGGAGGCUGAGCUGUCUGUUAAACGCGUUGCAGUGCAGGAAGUCCCGCCUUUCAGCAUACUGGACUGUUCCAGUGGUUCCAGCAGGAGCGUCCACAGUCUGGUUGACAAGAUACAGAACGGCUUAGAGCUGCAGGAACAGGUGAAGGACUCGCAUGUGUCGGAGAUCAUCGAUGUUUAUGAACAGAAGCUCUCUGCAUUUGCGUCUAAGGAGAGUCGUCUGCAGGACUUGUUGGAUGCGAAGGCUCUGGCUCUCUCUCAGGCCGACCGUCUCAUCGCUCAGUACCGCUUCCAGCGAGCGCAAGCUGAGGCUGAGGCCUGUAAGCUGGGCUGCCUGCUAAAGGAGGCGGAGCGUCGUCGUGAGGAUCUGCAGGGCGAGCUGAGCAGCCAGGUGCUGGAGGUGGAGCGCUCUAAGGCCGACAUGGAGGAGCUGCUGCAGCACAACGCCCGGCUGCAGCAGGACUCCGAGGAACACCAGGCCCUGAAAGGAGUCUACAACAGCCUGCUCAACAGGUUCAAUGAGAGCGAGCGGCUGCUGAAGGAGCUGCAGACGGCUCACAUCUCGCUCACCAAACAGAACGACACUCUGAGGAAGAACCAUGAAGCACUACAACUGCAGCACGAAAAGAUGGCGUCGGUGUUGGAGGAGAGAGAGGAGGAGAUCAGAUCCCUCCGUUCAGAUCUACAGCAGAAGAACAGCGACAUCGCAGGUCUGCGCGGGGAGCUGCGUGCCGAGGAGGAGAAGGUGAAGAAGAAGGAUCAGGAGAAGAGAGAACUGGAGGAGACGGUAGAUGUUUUGAGGAAGGAGCUGAACAAGACUGAGCAGGCCAGGAAGGAUGCCAGCAUUAAGGCGUCGUCCCUGGAGCUGCAGAAGAGUCAGCUGGAGACGAAGUUGAAGCAGAAGGAGGACGAGCUGAACAAACACUCCUCGAUGAUCGCCAUGAUCCACAGCCUCAGCAGCGGCAAGCUGAAGAGCGACGUCAACCUGUCGCUCUGAGGAACUAUGCAGAUGAGUGACCAACGAAAAUCAUAGAUUUUUAAAAAACGGACGAUGAUAUGAUUUUUUUUUAAACUUAUUGACUAAACUUGAAUUUUAAAGUCAUAUUGUAAUCUUUGUAUGUGUUUUUAUUGUUUGGUAAAUAAAUGAUGGAUCUGUAUUCAUACUGGAUUCCUAAGUCCAGAUAAAAUGUAUGUGUGUGUGUUUGAUAGUGAGUCCGAGCUGAUUUAAUUUAAUAUUAAAUUAAAUUUGUGUAGGUUACAUGCAAA
Molecule: messenger RNA, 3096 nt
Organism: Perca fluviatilis (European perch)
Lineage: Eukaryota; Metazoa; Chordata; Actinopteri; Perciformes; Percidae
Gene: cip2a
Product: cellular inhibitor of PP2A
Exons: 22
Coding region: 122-2827 (901 amino acids)
Source: RefSeq, a predicted model, not a curated record